CUGACAAUUAUUACAACUCAAUUAGUAGUUAUAUAAUUAAGAUAUAUAGUUUCUAUUAAGAAAAAAGAUGGGAUCAAAGGCAUUUAUGCUUAUUGUUUUGGCUAUUUUACUUGUGAUAACAUCUGAGGUUUCAGCUAGGGAGUUGGUUGAGAGCACCCCCACUACUACAGACAAUGCAAAAGUAUCCGAAAAGAAAAAUGAUGAUGUAAAUUACUCGAAAUUUUUAGGAGCAGGAUUUCCAGCAGGAGUCGGAGUAGGUGGAUAUGGAGGAUUCCCCGUAGGAAGAUAUGGAGGAUACAUUGGAGGAGGAUAUGGCGGAUACCCAUAUGGUGGAUAUGGUGGAUACCCUGGUGGACGUGGAUAUUAUGGAGGUUAUCCAAGAGGCGGAUAUGGCGGAUAUGGUGGAUAUGGUGGAUAUGGUAGUGGAUAUGGCUAUGGUGGUGGCUAUGGAGGAUAUCCUAGAGGUAGUUGGUAUGGAGUAUUGCCUCACAACUAAUUAAUUUACUAA
Nicotiana tabacum (common tobacco) is the source of this 508-nucleotide messenger RNA. Lineage: Eukaryota; Viridiplantae; Streptophyta; Magnoliopsida; Solanales; Solanaceae. The record is from RefSeq and is a predicted model, not a curated record.